GCCGCCGGCGACGCCUCCCGCAGCCCCGACGCGAGCUCCUACCUCCACUCUGAAAGAUGGAUGCAAGAAUGGAAGAAGUGGCCAUAAAGGGACAGGAGGGAAUGAAACUUCUAGCUGAACUUGCGAAUCAGGCUGCUAUCAUGGGAAACCUAGUGCCUGCAGAUGAUGCGGUUAACCAUAGAUGUCGACAUGGUUUCACAUCUCAGAAUGUGCUUGCAGUAUGUGACUUUGACAUGAGGUUUACGUUUGUGGUUGCGGGUUGGCCGGGCUGUGCACAUGAUACAAGGGUCUUGAAUCAUGCAUUAGCACACUUCCCUUCAUUUCCUAUACCACCCAAAGGGAAAUACUAUCUUGUCGACUCUGGGUAUCCAAACCGAACGGGAUACCUUGCUCCUUUUAAGGGGAGUACAUACCAUCUGCUGGAAUUUCGUCUUCGCUGUCAUCGUCCACCUGAAGGGAAGUACGAGUUGUUUAACUUUUCACAUUCAUCCCUUCGAAAUGUUGUUGAGCGUGCUUUCGGGGUACUCAAGCAGAAAUGGCGCAUCUUGAAAGGGGUCCCAAGUUUCUCACCUCGUACACAGAAGCAUAUCAUCAUUGCUUGCAUGGCAUUGCAUAAUUUCAUUCGUGAUAGCAAGUUGAGUGACAAAGUUUUUGAUAAAUGUGAUGCCGAUGAUGAGCAUGUACCUCCAGUGCUACGAAAGGAGGUGGCACCAACACAAGCGGAUCCCGUUGAAGAAGAGGAGAACGAAGAUAGCAUGAACAAUAUUCGUAGUAGGAUAGCUGAUGCUUGUCUUUCCAUGGCAAGAUAA
Molecule: messenger RNA, 809 nt
Organism: Aegilops tauschii subsp. strangulata
Lineage: Eukaryota; Viridiplantae; Streptophyta; Magnoliopsida; Poales; Poaceae
Source: RefSeq, a predicted model, not a curated record